This is a messenger RNA of Fusarium verticillioides 7600, 2340 nucleotides long. RefSeq lists its product as hypothetical. The record is from RefSeq and is a predicted model, not a curated record. The transcript has 2 exons. Lineage: Eukaryota; Fungi; Ascomycota; Sordariomycetes; Hypocreales; Nectriaceae. The coding region runs from base 130 to 438 and encodes 102 amino acids.
UGACCCGAGAGAUCGUGGACCUCACACACCUUCACGGCGGCCCUAGCACUGGAAUUCCUCAAAUGUUUGUCAACACAGAUCAGUUGUCAGCGUCAUCUGGGCUUCAUACGAACCAACACCUUUCUUAGUAUGGAUGCCAUCACGAUUGGUGAUGAAUCUCCCUUUCUACGCGUCAGUCAUCGGAACGCGUGCAGAGGGACGGCAACAAGAGACUCGCUCAUCUCCAGGCUCGGAACGGGGGUGAAUACCCCAAUCAACCUUGCUGUCAUUGUGAUCAAUGUGAUACUCUUCUGCAUCUUGUAUCUCCUGUUCGUCAGUCAGACGCCUGCGUCCGCCACAAACCAUGCCGUGUCGCACAUAAAGAUCCAUGGCUUUGGUUACCUUGCUUUUACUGCCCAGCUCUAUAGACUCUGCCCACGUUUGUUGGGCCACGCAUGACGGGCAACCGCUUUGCUCGCUGCAGACUGCAAACGCCUGGCCUCCCCCGUCUUACAUACCCGUCCGCCACUCCCAUCUUCGUCUUGGUAUUUGGACGCCUCAAGGGAUCGGAGUAGCAGCCGAUGCCCUAUCUCGAAGGUCCCGAAAUACGUAUUCGCGCAGCUUGAUGUUGAGGUGGAAAUGAUAUGUUACAGAAGCUGUGACGUUGAUACAAAACCAAGUUCCGUCGUCAAUGUUUCCAGUGCAACCUAUCAUGCUUCAAAGGAGCAUACAAAACCAUCCAUUGGCUUUAUCAUCCGACCCUUCAAAGAUCAACAGGGUACGAGACAGUGGCUGCAGUGCUAAGAAGCAAUGUCAUCAGUCCCCUCUUUGUCGCUCGCCAGUCUCAUACUUGGCUUAAGGGGUCAGCACCUCGGAGCCUGGGACCUUCUCCACUCGAGCAAGAACCACCACCCGUUGCAGAAGCUACUGCAAGGGACGCGUUCUGGUCACAUUGGCGUCUCGUGCCAUCCGCUCCCUAGUACUCCGUACAGAGACGGCUAGACGUCUUUGGCUCCGUUAUCAAAGUAUCUAAACUCUCUUGGAGCUCAAGAACGAACGGUGGAAACUCAAAAGUCCAAAACAGAAAAGGCGCUCCCUUGUGACGACGAAUGGAGAUUGGACGGAUCGCAGCCGUUAUCCAUCGCCCGCUAGGCUAAACUCUGACUUGUGUGAAUACCGUUGGGGCUUGCAGCCACAUCCUGCAGCCAUAGUUGCAAGAAUUGGGCAAUGUCCAUCGCAAUAACCACAUUUGGAGGAUGCUCACCUAUUUACUUUUUCCAUCGUAUUAGCACCCAGGACUAACGGUGUCAAAUCGGAUGUUUGGUUACAGCGUUACAGCGCGGGCAUUUUCAGUUGCUCACCCGUCAGCACUUAGUUAUGGGGUAACAGGCACCCGUACCUACCUACUUGCGAGAUCCUCUACCGUCCUCACCAGCCAAUGACCAGACCACAGGCGAGAGCCCCUGCAGUAGUCCCAUUCAAAUCUCAAUGUCAACACCGGUAACAGAGCCGAUACUGUUGGAAUAAUUCACAUCACAGAACCGACACCACAUACUGUCAUACAGUACUUGACCUCACAAACCACCAAGAAACUCGCCACUAACGGAGGAGACUCCCUGGCUCCCCAGUUGAAAGCGCCAUCCUCGGAACCUGAUCGACCCGUCCCACAACCCAACUCUGCCUAUGCUAUUGCAUUGGCUUACAACACAUGUUGCUACUUUGCUAGUCCUUGCUCGCUUUAAGCUCAACUCUCUGUUCGACGAAUCAGGGCUUAACGUUGUCGGUUUACUAACUUUGCUCCCUCCUGCUCCUAGCAUACUCGACUAAUGCUUGGAUCUUCAGUCACGACUUUUUCCUUGAUCACAGCCCGUCCGGGGUUAUUUUGCGAGAAGAACAUAAUAGUGCGACCCUUUGUACCUGGUUGCACAUGUCUAAGGUGUAAAAUGGCAUCUGACCCCGUUUCUUUUCUAAUUCUACAAACGCAGUCAGCGCAAUCCUACCACUUCUUCUACGGAAGAAUGACUUAAUGGUCAGAAGAUCAGCAUAGUAACAAGAUGAAGGUGCUCCACUCGUGGCUUCGUACAAUUCCCGAGAUUCGAUCUUACUCAGCAGGCAGAAGCCGCACCGAUCAUGUAGCGGAUGCAGCCCUCAACAAUUCCCCGUCGUUUCGAAGUAUCAUACGCCUCUGAGGUCAUUGCUGCCGUCGUUGUACGUCUCAGAAAAGGAGGUGCCGGGGGCGUGAUAUCUCGCAGAGGUCUGACGUCGCUUAAGCCUUGGGCAAGGUCUCUGAAUAGAUUAUUAUUCCUUUGUCAAACGCCCACAAAAUUGGUAUAAAUACAUGCUUCCUAUGGCAGUCUCGAU